Molecule: messenger RNA, 1629 nt
Organism: Rosa rugosa (rugosa rose)
Lineage: Eukaryota; Viridiplantae; Streptophyta; Magnoliopsida; Rosales; Rosaceae
Product: cleavage stimulation factor subunit 50
Exons: 14
Coding region: 61-1371 (436 amino acids)
Biological process (GO): mRNA 3'-end processing
Cellular component (GO): mRNA cleavage stimulating factor complex
Molecular function (GO): RNA binding; protein binding
Source: RefSeq, a predicted model, not a curated record
GAAUUAGAAGCAAAGCAUACAAUUUGGGACGGAAGAGAGGGUUUUAGAGUGAAAACAAAAAUGGAGAGCAGCUUAGAGCAGACUCUUCAAGAUGCCAAGCUCUACAGAGAGCUCAAUUCUCUCAUUGUCGCCUAUCUCCGUGACAAUAAUCUUCACCAGGCUGCAAGUGCUGUUGCUUCAGCAACAAUGACAUCACUGAACGUCGAAAUCCCGGCUAAUAAGCUUGUUCAGCUGGUUGCUAAGGGCCUUGCAGUGGAGAAAGAUGAGGUGAUAAGGGGGGUUUCUUCUCUUGUUAAUGAUUUGGGUACACUGAUACCUUCGGGAUAUGGUUCAAUGCCGGCUCUUCAUACUGCCUCGGUUGAUUUUGGUGCUGUCCAGGAAACAAAAGGCUCGUCAAAGAGUUUCCCAAAGCAUGAGACACGCCAUCUUUCAGAGCACAAGAAUAUUGCCAGAUGUGCAAGGUUUAGUCCGGAUGGGAAGUUUGUUGCGACUGGAAGUUCAGACACGUCAAUAAAGCUAUUUGAGGUGGCAAAAGUUAAGCAAAUGAUGCUUCCAGAGGCAAGAGAUGGUCCUGUGCGACCUGUCAUACGUACAUUCUAUGACCACUUACAACCCAUAAAUGAUUUGGAUUUCCAUCCUCAGAGCUCUAUUCUUAUAUCUGGAGCAAAAGAUAACACAAUAAAGUUCUUUGAUUAUUCCAAAAUGACUGCAAAGAGAGCAUUCAGAGUUAUCCAGGACACACACAAUGUGCGUUCAGUAGCGUUUCAUCCUUCUGGGGAGUUUCUUUUAGCUGGGACUGAUCAUCCAAUUCCACACUUAUAUGAUAUCAAUACCUUCCAGUGUUACCUAUCUGCAAAUGCCCCAGAAAUUGAUGUUAAUGGAGCAAUAAAUCAGGUCAGGUAUUCAGCUACCGGUGGCAUGUAUGUUACAGCUUCUAAAGAUGGUGCUAUUCGCUUAUGGGAUGGUGUUACUGCCAGUUGUGUACGUUCCGUAGUUGGUGCACAUGGCACAGCAGAGGCAACCAGUGCAAAUUUUACCAAGGACGAAAGGUUUGUUCUCUCUUCUGGAAAGGAUUCUACUGUGAAGCUUUGGGAAGUUGGCACUGGAAAAUUGGUUAAACAAUAUUUAGGAGCUACACAUACACAAUUAAGAUGUCAGGCUGUUUUUAAUAAUACGGAGGAAUUUGUACUGUCCAUGGAUGAACCAAGCAAUGAGAUUGUUAUCUGGGAUGCUCUGACAGCAGAAGUAGUAGCAAGGUGGCCAUCCAAUCAUAUUGGUGCUUUCCGCUGGCUCGAGCACUCACCAACUGAAGCCGCAUUUGUUUCCUGUGGGACUGACAGAUCAAUACGGUUCUGGAAGGAAGGCGUGUAGGUGUGGGAAAGCUGCCAGUGGCUUACUUAAUCUGAAGUGUAGAUUUAGUAUUUGAUUUAGGAUUCACUUCUGUCUGUAAAACUAGAUGAAUGGAUAGAACCUGCACAUGACCCAGAAAAGAGUCAAAUGUAACCUGCAAAUCACCCCAACUAUAUUGAUUCAGUUCGUCUCGUCAAUUUAAGUGUUCUUUCAGUGUUUCUAAUUUCUAUACACGGCUCAACUGCUGGAUACAGUAGUUUGUAUGAUUUCUUCGAACAA